GCCUAUGAUGCCGGCUUGAUAUCGCAAAACACCUUUUGGACUAUCAUGGAUGAGGCCGGUUCAAAUAUGAAUGUUUCGAGCCUCAUUACUCGGCUGAAUGUAUCGGCGGUUGCGUCUGGAAAUCCAGUUCACGCUCGACAAAAAUCACGACCAAAUCUGGCCUUUAUAAGACGUUAUCCAGUUCUCCGGAAUGAGGAUUGCUUUGAUGCGAAGCUGCCUCUGGACCUUAGAUCGCGCAUGCGCAGACUUUUUUACUGCAAGUUCGACCACAUACCGGAGAGGCUGGCGGAUAUCGUUCUGAUUACCUACGAGGCUGUCAUCGGACAAGCCCUCAAAGACUCUCCGCCUCUUGCUGACUCGGCGGUCAGUCUUCUGCAAGACGUUCAGAACGUAAGAUUCGUCACUUCUUCAUAA
This is a messenger RNA of Dibothriocephalus latus, 414 nucleotides long. The record is from the annotation of a GenBank genome assembly. Lineage: Eukaryota; Metazoa; Platyhelminthes; Cestoda; Diphyllobothriidea; Diphyllobothriidae.